AUGGCUGAUUCCGGUACUGAUCGUGUCGAGGCUGCCUUAGACCGCCUCACUUCCCGCAUUGAGGACCUCUUGCAGCACGUGAAUCCAUCAGCUUCUCCCCCUUUUCCUCCUCGCAGUCCGAUUCCUGCACACACACAUCGAAUGAAAUUAGACGUUCCGAGAUUCGAUGGAACUGAUCCUAUGGGCUGGAUUUUUAAAAUUACUCAAUUCUUUGAGUAUCACGGCACUCCCGAUACUGAUCGUAUUACCAUCGCUGCGUUUUAUAUGGAGGGACGGGCCCUUGCUUGGUUGCAAUGGAUGUCAAGCAACGACCAAUUCACCUCUUGGCCCGUAUUUCUACAGGCCUUACAGACCAGGUUUGCUCCGUCCAACUACGAGGAUCCCUCAGGAUCCCUAUUCAAGCUCAUUCAGAAGACCACAGUUGCAGAAUACUUAUAUGAGUUCGAGGAGCUCGCGAACAGGGUCGUCGGCCUCCCUGCUCCGUUCCUUUUAAGCUGCUUCGUUUCUGGCCUUGCGCCGGAGAUUCGUCGCGAGGUGAUGAUCAAUCAACCGCUUACGGUGGCACAAGCGGCGGGUCUUGCACGUCUCCACGAGGAGAAGUUGCGCGACCUUCGCUUCGAUUUCCGCCAACCCAACCGACCUCGCCCUCUUCAGCUACCACCUGUAGCCCCACCGCAGACUUCACCGCUCCCAACCUACACACCUCCACGCGCCUCCACCCUUCCCCCUUUGCUCCCUCUGCCGCCACGUCCUAACCCGCAACCACCACCGAUGUUUCGUCGCCUGACCUCGGAGGAACUGGCGUCGCGCCGCGAGCGCGGCCUGUGUUUCUCAUGUGAUGAGAAAUUUCACAAGGGCCAUAGAUGCGCCCCUAGGGUUCAUCUACUGAUAGCAGAUGAUGAAGACCCCCUUGACCCCGCGGGUUCUAAUAUAAAUCCACCAGACUCUCCCGACCCGCUACCCGGCCCAUUGGACAGACCCGACUCACCAGCCCACCUCAGCAUCAACUCUUUAGCGGGUCAUCUUGCACCCGAGACCUUGAGACUCCUCGGAACCAUCUCCGGCGUUCCCGUCCUGGUGCUCAUUGACGGUAGGAGCACCCACAACUUCAUCCAGGAGCAACUCGUUCACCAAUUGGGCCUUCCUUGUCAAUCAACCAGCCCAUUAAAGGUCAUGGUCGGAAAUGGGCAGCAUCUGCAAUGCCACACGAUUUGCAGUUCCACCACUCUCGUCCUUCAACAUCAUUCAUUCACCAUGGAUUUAUAUGUCCUGCCCAUUGCCGGCGCUAACAUUAUAUUGGGUGUCCAAUGGUUACAGUCCUUGGGCCCAGUUUUAACUGAUUAUACAAAGCUCACCAUGCAAUUCUUUCAUGAUGAUAGGUUAGUGGAGCUCCGCGGCGACCCCGACGCCCACAGGGAACUCUUAUCUUCCCCACAAUUCCGGCGUGUCUGCCGCCAUCAACCACAGAGUCUUUACUUCCACAUCACAGUGCUUCCGGAGGAUUCCGCACAACCGUUGACCAAGCCCGUUGACCCUCAGGUUCAACAUCUUCUUCAUCAAUUCGCCAUUCUCUUUCAAGACCCCACCACUCUUCCGCCGGCAAGAGACACGGACCAUCAAAUUCACCUUCUUCCACAUGCGACACCAGUGAAUGUCAGGCCAUACAAGUAUCCAUAUUACUAG
Messenger RNA from Glycine soja, 1683 nucleotides. RefSeq lists its product as uncharacterized. The transcript has a single exon. Lineage: Eukaryota; Viridiplantae; Streptophyta; Magnoliopsida; Fabales; Fabaceae. The record is from RefSeq and is a predicted model, not a curated record. Bases 1 to 1683 code for a protein of 560 amino acids.